Molecule: messenger RNA, 2283 nt
Organism: Panicum virgatum (switchgrass)
Lineage: Eukaryota; Viridiplantae; Streptophyta; Magnoliopsida; Poales; Poaceae
Product: zinc finger CCCH domain-containing protein 33-like
Exons: 1
Coding region: 169-1944 (591 amino acids)
Molecular function (GO): metal ion binding; protein binding
Source: RefSeq, a predicted model, not a curated record
CCCUCCCCUGCCCUUCCUCCUCAACCCACCCACCUCCCACCCCACCACCGCGUGGUCCGUCUCGCUCGCUUGGAGUCAUUGAUCCAAGGACCAUAUCGCCCGAUCCAUCCUGCGGUGCCUCGCCUCUGAACGAGAACGCGUCUUGCUGCCUCUGAUUACUUAUUCACUAUGUGCUCCGGACCUCGCAAGCCGUCGACCCCGCCGCUGCCGGCGGCGACGCCCAAGGACUCGGCGGUGAUGGCGGCCCUGCUCCUGGAGCUGGCGGCGGCGGACGACGUCGUGGCGUUCCGGCGCGCCGUCGAGGAGGACAAAGUCUCGGCCUUGGACGCCGCGUGCCAGUGGUACGGCCCCUCCGCGGCGGGGGCCCGGCUGCGCCUCGAGCUGCGCACGCCGGCCAUGGUCGCCGCGCUCUACGGCAGCACGGCGGUGCUGGCGUACGUGCUGUCCACCGCGCCGGCCGAGGCGGCGCGCGCCUCGCCCACGGAUGGCGCCACGCCGCUCCACCUCGCCGCGGCCGGCGGCGCCGCGGGCGCCGUCGCGGCCGCGCACCUCCUCCUCGCCUCGGGCGCGUCCGCGGACGCGCUCGCCUUCUCGGGCCUCCGCGCCGGCGACCUCCUCCCGCGCGCCAACGCCGCCGCCGAGAGGGACAGGGCUCUCCGCGUGCUGCUCAAGUCCCCCGCGGUGUCGCCCUCUUCCUCCCCCAAGAAGUCGGCCUCGCCGCCGCCUGCCCCGGAGCCGAGGAAGGAGUACCCUCCCGACCUCACGCUCCCGGACCUCAAGAGCGGCCUCUUCAGCACCGACGAGUUCCGCAUGUACAGCUUCAAGGUGAAGCCCUGCUCCCGCGCCUACUCCCACGACUGGACCGAGUGCCCCUUCGUGCACCCCGGCGAGAACGCGCGCCGCCGCGACCCGCGCCGCUACUCCUACAGCUGCGUGCCCUGCCCCGAGUUCCGCAAGGGCGGCGCCUGCCGCAAGGGGGACAGCUGCGAGUACGCGCACGGCGUGUUCGAGUGCUGGCUCCACCCGGCGCAGUACCGGACGCGCCUCUGCAAGGACGAGGUCGGCUGCGCGCGGCGCAUCUGCUUCUUCGCGCACAAGCCCGAGGAGCUCCGCGCCGUCAACCCCUCCGCGGUCUCCGUCGGCAUGCAGCCCGCCGUGUCGUCGCCGCGCUCCUCGCCGCCCAACGGGCUCGACAUGGGCAUGCUCAACCCCGCGUGGCCCUCCUCCCCGGCGAGCAGGCUCAAGACCGCGCUCGCCGGCCGGGAGCUCGACUUCGACCUCGAGCUGCUCGCGCUGGACCAGUACCAGCAGCACAAGCUGUUCGACAAGGUGUCCUCGCCGAGGGCCAGCUGGGGCUCGGCCGGCGGGAUCGGGUCGCCGCUGCCCGCCGCCGCGCCCGCCAGAACCGUGCCGGACUACACGGACCUGCUCGGCUCCGUCGACCCGGCCAUGCUGUCCCAGCUCCACGCGCUGUCGCUGAAGCAGGCCGGCGACAUGCCGGCGUACAGCUCCAUGGCAGACAACCAGCUGCACAUGCCGACCUCUCCCAUGGUGAGCGCCAACACCGCCUUCGGGCUCGACCACUCCAUGGCGAAGGCCAUCAUGAGCUCCCGCGCCUCGGCGUUCGCCAAGCGCAGCCAGAGCUUCAUCGACCGCGGCGGCCGCGCGCCGGCCACCCGCUCGCUCAUGUCGCAGGCCACCACCGGCGCCCCGUCCAUGCUCUCCGACUGGGGAUCGCCGGACGGCAGGCUGGACUGGGGCGUCCAGGGCGACGAGCUGCACAAGUUCCGCAAGUCCGCGUCCUUCGCUUUCCGCGGGCAAUCCCCGGCGCCGGUGGCAGCCCCCACCGAGCCAGACGUCUCAUGGGUGAACUCUCUUGUCAAGGACGGCCACGCCGGCGACAUAUUUGCGCAGUGGCCGGAGCAGGAGCAGAUGGUGGCCUAAUUCAUCGAUCAUCGUUGGCUCAUAGCAUCUUGCUGACCAAAGUUCUUUCCUUCAAUUAUUUUUCCCCUUUGUUUGCUCAAUUUGAUUCGUACGAGAUGUUUUUUAGUACAUAUAUAUAGGCUGUUCACAAUAAUUAUAUUUGUUCGUCGACAAGAAGCAUGGAUGCCCAAAGGGAGCUUUAUACUGAUGAAGAACAGCCAGUGUUUACUCGUUUCUUUCUUUUAUUUCUCCUCUCAACGGUUUAUAAAUAGAGAUGUACACAGGAAUUCCAACAAGAGUUUAUUUACUCUACUACUUGAUAUAUGAAAGAUAUCUGGAGAGCAGCAAAGAUUUGAUUCA